UCUCCGAGACGGCACCUCAAACAGGUUCACUUCAAUGUAGCCGGCAUGGCCGGCCUUGAGCUUGCGGGCGCCUAGCAACCGAGAAACGCGCUUUUUUAUAUAUAUAUAUAUAGCUGCGAAAGCAAGCCUCGCGCGUGCGCAGGACGCUCAAAAUAUUCGGGCAGUUCGCGCCAUCCUCUCAACGUGCCUGAACUUGCCUGCAAAACGCGAAAGCACGUGGAGUGCGCGAAUGCGCUGGCCAGUGGGGGUGCUGCUUAGUUUCGUGUUUUUGUGUACAUGUGCGAGGAAGUGAACUGAUAGUCAUCCCAGUGAACAUGACUGGCUCCAUGGACGACGAGGCAGGGCCUAAUCGUCGCGGUCGUCGUUCGAGACGAGGCGCAUUUGUGAACGACGACGAUGAAACAGCGACGGGACAUCGUCGGCCGCGGAACUCUGCGAGCACAAAGAAAAAUAGUGAUGCUGACAGAAGCGCAAAGAAAAGCUCAAGGAAAUCGGCCAACGAGAAAAAGUCGACCGUCGGUGUGAUUAAUGCUCCGCCAAAAAGAAAGGACAAUCUCGUGCAGUGCCUAAACAACAGUUUUUUGAGGGACAGAUCCAGCCACCAGCAACUUUGCAAGAUGAAGAGGCACCUGCUGGCCCGGGAAGUGCUGGGCUUCACACUUGCCAAUUUGCCUGUGCCGGUGUUCACGGAGUCAGCUCGAGUCACAUGUCUCCAGUGGCACCCAACCCGUCCAAACCUUCUCGCAGUAGGAUCCAAGAAUGGCGAGAUUGUCCUGUGGAAUGCCUGGGACCCCAAAAAGAAUGCUUCCACACCACCGACGGGCAGUGGCUCAGCUGUGGCAGCCAUCAAGUUCCACCCUGAGAAUGCUUCACUGGUAUACACUGCCACACUGCUCAGCCGAGUAAUGCUGCAGGACUUCGGAGGAGCUGAGCCGCAGGUGUUUUGGGACACAGAGUCCGAGAGGGUGUGGUUUACUGCCUUAGAUGUUUUGCAUGAGAGGAAGAUGGUAUUAGCUGGAGACAACAUGGGCAGCAUUUAUGCAUUCAGCACUACCGGCGAGUUGAUGUGGCCUCAGGCCAGCCGUCUCCAUAAGGGCAAGGUGAAGUAUCUGGAAUUUGUGGGCCAAGGCUCAGAUCUGCUGAUAUCGGCAUCUGUGGACCAUACUGUUCGCAUCUGGGAUGUGCGCAAGUUGGGAGGCCCCAAUGACUUCCUCAUAGCACUGCCCCACACGCAGGGAGUGAACUCUGCCUAUGUGAGCCCAUCAGAUCGGAGCUCACUGCUUACCACAGACCAAAAAAAUGAGCUGCGUGUGUAUCGUGGCCCUGCUUGGCAAGAACCACUGGUAAUACCACAUCCACAUCGACAGUUCCAACACCUUACACCCAUACAGGCCAGUUGGCAUCCUUUGGAGAACCUCAUAGUGGUGGGACGUUACCCAGACAAAAACUUCAACGCCAAUGACACUGUGCGUGGCAUUGAUGUCUUUGAUGGCAGCACAGGAGAAUCCCUCGGGAAAGUGCAAGGGUCCCUGGAUGUGCCAGGCAUUUGCUCGCUUACUGCUUUCAGUUGCUCGGGGGAAGUUUUGGCUGCUGGUACAGGUUUCCACACAGUAAUCUUCCAAGCAUCAUCGGAGGAGUGAACAUCUCCUGCACGAAAAUCCACCUCAGGGAUAGCAUUUUAUCAAUAUUAAGCCAUUUUUUUAAGUGUACAAUUUUAACAUAAUGUAAAUAUCAUACUUAAUAAUUCCCAGUGACACUGCAUGUAUAGUGUUUUAUCACCAUUUCUUUAUAAAGGAAGCUUGAGAUUGGA
Molecule: messenger RNA, 1810 nt
Organism: Dermacentor andersoni
Lineage: Eukaryota; Metazoa; Arthropoda; Arachnida; Ixodida; Ixodidae
Product: DNA damage-binding protein 2-like
Biological process (GO): response to UV; DNA repair
Cellular component (GO): nucleus; Cul4-RING E3 ubiquitin ligase complex
Molecular function (GO): damaged DNA binding; protein binding
Source: RefSeq, a predicted model, not a curated record